CUUCUCUAGUAUAUGCUUCAUAAUCAUUGUUAUGUUUAAAAUCUCUUAGCAUUUAUAACUCACUAUUGUCUUCUCUAAUAUUCUUUUCUAAUCAUUGCUUAAAUAUGCACAUAAUUAUUUCAGAGUUCUAACAUUCUGUGUACAUGGCAUAUGUGUGAAUUUUAUAUGCAGAGCGAAUUUCGUCAGGACACCAAUCAUGCUUUCCCAAACUUGGGCAGAUACAUAUUCAUGCAAUGAAGGUAAAGCGCAAAGGGUACUUUUAUCACCUAUCUGAUUCCAUGUUUGUAAAAAGUGCCUUCUAUGGUUUCAAGAGCUGGUUUCUUAGUGUGGAUGUUUCUCCAUUGAGCAAUCGUGGUCAAAAUGAUUGUUCUUCUGAUUCUCCUAACCAGCUGGUACUUCUUGGCAAUUCAGAUAAUGCCUUGACUGGUUUGAUCAAUGAUGAGAAAGAAGAAGAUGAUUUUGUGAAUGCAUCUGAUAAAGCUGUUAAGGAUGAUAACGUCGUUUGCGAAGAUGAAAUAUCAAAAUCUGUGUCUAGUGCAAAGGAAAAACAGAUGAGUACAAGGAAAGAAGAUGAUACUGUGGAAUAUGAUGCUUCUGUUUUUAGGCCAGGUAAUGAUACUGUUCAAAGGGAGAUUGAGGUUAUGGCAGACCCUUCAUUAAAUGCAACUAAAGAAGUAAUCAUUGAAAGUGAAGUUCUAAAGGAGCAUCAGCACAAUGAAUUCAAUGAUAAUAACACGACAAUUGGCAUUGGUACUGAGUCAAUGAAAGAGGCUACUGAACCUUUACGUGCUACAAAUAAGAAGAAGAAAAGUAAGAGAUCUUUGAUUCAUGAUGCUGAUAUUAUGGAGAAGAAAGGGAAGAAGAGAUCGUCAAAUUCUCAUGAGACACGUUUGACUUCAUUCAGGAAAGAUGCAGAAGCAUAUCCUUCCAACAUUCGAGGGGGUGUUGAAGAUGAUAUUUAUGAAGAUGGUAUAGUCUCUAAAGAUAACAGCAUGAGCAAACCUACGCUUGAAAAAAUGGAGAUUGGAACUGAUGCAUCCUUAGAAGGCAUUCCAUCUAAAGUAAAGAAGUCAGAAAAACACAACCGUUCGGAUGUUGAAACAAAAUUACAACCUUCGGGUGUAAAGGAGCCAAAGGAACCCAAGCAGUUGAAUGAAGAUAAUUUGAAUAUUGUUCUUGACCAGUGCAAUGAAAGUGAGGUUGGUCUGACUGAUAGAGCUGAAGGAAGAAGAGAAGUAUUACAAGAUGAUCCUAAGCCAAUGCAGUUGGAAGAAUGCACACCAUCUGAACAGAAUAAUAACACUGAAGCAAAUAUCAAGGAAUCAAAUGUGACUCCGAAAGCUGUUUAUAUGAAUGAGAUGGGUGAACCUGUAAAAUCUGAGAAAAAGAAGAGAAGGAAGAGAAAAGAUAUGGAUUUGGACGAAAGAACAACUACAAAAGAAGAGUGCACACCAUCUGAACAGAAUAAUACAGAUGCAAAUGUCGGUGAAUUAAAUGUGACUUCAAAAGUUGCUGUUUCAAAAGUUGUUGUGGUUGGACUCAGUGCAGUAGAAAAAUCAGAGAAGAGGAAAAGAAAGACAAGAAAAAGAUAAGGAUUCAGAUGUAGGAACGACGACAACUACAAUAUUUUGAGAUUCACAUGGUGGAAAAAGACUGGAAAGUGGUGAACAAAAUGACUUUAAAGGAAGGUAAGGUAGUGAAUUGUAUUUCUCCGGCUAUAAGCAGCAACCUUUCUUUCUCGUUAUUUUCCUUUUGUGUGGAUUCUUGAAUCUUGACACUCUAGUAUUAAGUUUGACCGACUUUAAGCCGAACUUAUAGUUGACAAAGAAGAUUAUGGAUUUAUGGUUAUCAUAUUAACAUAGAGCUACACUUUUGAGUA
This is a messenger RNA of Arachis ipaensis, 1879 nucleotides long. The record is from RefSeq and is a predicted model, not a curated record. NCBI's taxonomy places the organism in Eukaryota, Viridiplantae, Streptophyta, Magnoliopsida, Fabales, Fabaceae.